Ilex paraguariensis (yerba mate) is the source of this 360-nucleotide messenger RNA. NCBI's taxonomy places the organism in Eukaryota, Viridiplantae, Streptophyta, Magnoliopsida, Aquifoliales, Aquifoliaceae. The record is from the annotation of a GenBank genome assembly.
AUGAAGAAAUUGCAUAUCAUCUACUUUGCUAAUGUCUACUUGGUUGCUGUAUAUCUCUUCUCACCAUAUUCUGUUUCUACACAUCAGCAGAUUAUUCCUUUUCAUAUAAAUAUUUCUGCUUCUUUGGUGGCUGUAACUUUGUGCUUAUGUGAAGGGGGUUGCCAUGUCAUUUUGAAGAACUCAGAGGUUGUUUCAGUCUCUUCCAACACCCAAUAUCAGAUCAUAAAUGGUUUGGGGCACUUGGUAGAAAGAUCUCCAUUGGCAAAGCAAGUUCCACCAGUUGCCAUGGCUUUUACAGUUGGUGCGCGAUUUGCCAAUAAUAUCUACGGUGGGAUGCAGUUUGUGGACUGGGCCAGCUGA